Molecule: messenger RNA, 1467 nt
Organism: Haliotis rufescens (red abalone)
Lineage: Eukaryota; Metazoa; Mollusca; Gastropoda; Lepetellida; Haliotidae
Exons: 3
Coding region: 71-1147 (358 amino acids)
Source: RefSeq, a predicted model, not a curated record
CACAAUUGCAUGUGCGCUUCAAGGUGCUUUGCAACGCCUGAUAAGGGUGGCGGCCCACCUCUCACUCACAAUGUUCUUCAUGAACAGCCUGAAUCAAACUAUGGUGCAUCAUCCAUCGAGGAGCGUGGUGAAGAUAUGUCAGGUAGUCUUGACCAUAGCUUGGAUCAUUGCGGCUGCCAUGUCGAGUCUACCGCUGUUUGCAUCGACGUCCUACCGCGACUACCCUAGCCUCUUCGCCUGUGACAUUGCUGACAUGCGAAUAUUGGUGACAUCGGACGGUUUCGUCUUCUGCAUGCCGGCCCUGGCGGUAUUGGCAAUGAGCCUGUAUAUAAUAGCGUCGGAGCCGUUUCGACACCGAUUGAGCUAUGCUGUAACCCCUGGUCGCGUGGACAUCCACUCGUGUGAAGACUUGCAGAUUAUGAAGCGGGGAGCUAAAGCUGGUGUAGUCAUCUCUGCCGCCAUGUUUAUGGAUUGGAUAGUUCGCAUAACUGCGGUGCUUGGGACUGAUAUCUCUUCAAAGUCUCUGUUGACUUUAUCCGUAUUUUUCAUGCUAAUAAAUGUGUUGUGUGUCCCGUCAUGUCUUCUCCUAGUGUCUCGACUCCCUGCAGUACAGAUCUCCUUCCAGAACAGCCCCGAAGGCAUGGGAUAUACAAACCCGGAGACCAGUUUCCACUUCCCCCCACUACGCGCCGACUUCAACGUAAACUCAGUAUCCUCCUCGACUGACGUAAACAUUCGCGCUGCAGAUCUUUGUCUGAAUCAGGACGUAUACAGAAGGGGUUUUCAGCACAUCCCUUGUGGACGAGAUCUUCAAAAUACUCCAGAUGGACGUGAUCUUCAAAAUACUCCAGAUGGACGAGACCUUCAAAAUACUCCAGAUGGACGUGAUCUUCAAAAUACUCUAGAUGGACGAGAUCUUCAAAAUACUCCAGAUGGACGUGAUCUUCAAAAUACUCCAGAUCUUCAAAAUACUCUAUGUGAACGGGUAUUUCAUAAUUCCCCACCUGGACGGGAUCUUCAAAAUACCUCUUCAGAAGUUAAUGCUGAUUCUGUCUCAUCUUCAUUGGCACCGCAUCCAGAUCUGAAACGGAAUUCGGUAUCGUGUAUGUUGAGUGUCGGUUCUUGGAUAAACAAUGAGCAGAAAUAGAAGAUCGUCAAAUCGUCCAGGGGCCAGGAGCAGCAUCAUGUGCAGGUCUUGUCCUGAUGUCACCGAUCAGCUGGAAAUAUCGGGACACGCCUCAGUAACGAAGCUUUAUUCAGGGUCUUCAGGAGGCAUCAUUUGAAGCUUAGUAAAUGUUUUCUUAGAAAUUUAUUUGACAUGGGUAACAGUGCAACAGAACAAUCACAACACGUGUCAGGUGUUGAACAAUAGGACAAUCACAACAUGUGUCGGAUGUUGUACAAUAGGACAAUCACAACAUUUGUCAGGUGUUGCACAAUAGGACAAUCACAACAUGUGUCAGGUGC